AUGCCUCGACCUACGGUAAGAGUCGCAACUGCCCACCUCGCGCCCACGCUUCUCGACCCCGCCGCCACGACCGCUACUAUCCUCGACACCAUCGCCCAAGCAUCCUCCCAGCAAGCCUCCCUCAUCGCCUUCCCCGAAUCCUUCCUCCCUGGCUUCCCAAUCUGGUCAGCGCUCCUGCCACCAACCCAUCACAGCACACACACCUUCUUCACCCGCUUUGCCGAAGCGUCCGUCUACGCUGACGGACCGGAGCUGCAGGCCAUCCGGGCCGCCGCCAAGAAACACCGCAUCAGCGUCAGCCUGGGCUUCAGCGAGAAGGCACGCUACUCGAGCGGCACGCUUUGGAACUCCAACAUCAUCAUCGACAGCGCCGGCGAGGUGCGCGUGCACCAUCGCAAGCUGGUGCCGACGUUCUACGAGCGCUUGAGCUGGGGUGCGGGCGAUGGCAAGGGCCUGGAAACCGUGGCCAUCGAUGUCGUUGACGCUGCGAAGGAUGCACAAAUUGGCACCGCCACGAGCCACGAGCCAUCAGCAGCCUCGGCACCGACCGACCGAGUCAACAUCGGCGCCCUCAUCUGCGGCGAAAACACCAACCCCCUCGCCCGCUACGCCAUGAUGGCCCAAGGCCAAGACAUCCACAUCUCAAGCUGGCCCGCCGUGUGGCCGACACGCAUGCCCGUCGCCACCGCCAAUGACGACACCGGCAACGCCACCGGCAAGAACUACGACAACGUGCUCGCCAACCGCCUCCGCGCGGCCGCGCACUGCUUCGAAGCCAAAUGCUUCGGCAUCAUGAGCGCCGCCCACCUCUCCGAAGCCAACAUCGCGACCCUCACGGCUCUCCUCCCGCCCGACGACGAAGCGACGAAAAAAACAUUCGACCACGCGCUCCGCCACACGAGCCGCGCCGCCAGCAUGGUCCUGGACCCCACGGGCAGUCCCGUUCCAGCCUGGGUCGUGGACGCGCAGGGCCGGCGUGAGGAGCGUGAGAUGCUGCGCGAGGAGGAGGCAGUGCUGUUUGCGGAUCUGAACCUCGAUGCCGGGGUGGAGGGGAAGCAGUUCCAUGACCUGGUGGGCGGCUAUCAGCGCUUUGAUGUGUUUGAGUUGAAGGUGGAUCGGACGAGGAGGGAGCCGGUUGUUUUUGGGGGGUUGGGAGGAGGGCCGGUAGGAUAG
Cyphellophora europaea CBS 101466 is the source of this 1173-nucleotide messenger RNA. RefSeq lists its product as uncharacterized. Gene Ontology annotation, molecular function: catalytic activity. The coding region runs from base 1 to 1173 and encodes 390 amino acids. The record is from RefSeq and is a predicted model, not a curated record. NCBI's taxonomy places the organism in Eukaryota, Fungi, Ascomycota, Eurotiomycetes, Chaetothyriales, Cyphellophoraceae. The transcript has a single exon.